UCGAAACAUGCCUUGGCAACACUGCUCCCAUUAUCGAUCUGCAUUAUCUACACAGUUGAACCGUCCAAUUGACAUGUAGAAAUAUUGCAUUUGCAUUCUUUGUAUUUUUUGGGUGUAAAAUAUGGCCGACGAACAGAGUAUAGUAGAUGCUCAGAAGCAAUUCGCUGAUGUGGACAUAAAUAACGGAAGUACCUCCGGUGCAGAGGAUGACGAGGAAGAGGAGGUUCCAGCGCCUGGUACUAUCGACAACGACAUAUUUGCCAUCACACCAACAAGUGAAAUACAUCGCCGCAUAUCAUCAAGCAAUCUUGAAGAUGUGCUUACUGACAAUGGCGACUACUUCAUAGAAGUAACAGUGGCUGAGCCACAAAAAGUUGGCGACGGUAUGGGCUCAUAUCUUACAUAUAAAGUAACAACGAAAACAAACAUUCCGAAAUUUAAGCGCACUGAAUUUAGUACAAUGCGACGAUUUAGUGAUUUUUUAGGAAUACAUGAUGUAUUGUCAGGAAAAUAUACAAGACUUGGUAGAAUUAUCCCACCAGCACCAUCCAAAAAUAUUUUAGGCGGCAGCACAAAAGUAAAAAUGAGUCCACAACAAACAGAGCCCGGCGCUCCGCGGAAUGCCGAAUGGGUGGAAACACGUAGGGCUGCGUUGCAACGUUAUGUAAAUCGUACUGCCCAACAUCCUAUGUUGCGAGUAGAUUUAGAUUUCAUUAAUUUUUUGGAGAGUGAUCAAGAACUUCCUCGCGCUGUAAAUACAGCAACUCUCAGCGGCGCUGGUGUGAUGCGUCUUUUUAAUAAAGUCGGGGAAACUGUAAACAAAAUUACCUAUAAAAUGGAUGAAAGUGAUCCAUGGUUCGAUGAGAAAAUUACUGAAGUAGAAAAUUUGGAUGCGAACCUACAAAAAUUGCAUUCAGGGUUAAAAUCAUUAUUUAACACACGCAAAGAGUUAUCCGCUCUGACUGGGCUCGUGGCAAAAUCGGCAGCCAUGUUGAGUACAUGUGAAGAGCACACUGGACUGUCACGUGCAUUAUCUAAUUUAGCGGAUGUAGAGGAAAAAAUCGAACUACUACGAUCAGAACAGGCCAAUUCAGAUUUUUUCAUAAUGGCAGAAUUCGUGAAAGACUACAUCGAUUUAUUUAGCGCUGUAAAAUCUGUAUUCCAUGAACGUGUUAAGGUAUUCCAGAACUGGCAACACGCACAAUUACAAUUGUCAAAGCGACGUGAAAAUCGGGGACGUUAUGAACUGGCUAAUCGCACCGAUAAACUGGAGCAAGCUCAGCAGGAAGUUGAAGAGUGGCAAACAAAAGUUCAACGCUGUCAACAACAAUUUGAUGAUAUCUCAGCCGAAAUCAAAAAAGAAAUGGAGCGAUUCGAAUUAAACAGAAUACGUGAAUUUAAAAUUAAUACCAUGAAAUAUAUUGAAGAUCAGAUGGCGCAUCAGCAGCAGAUAAUAUCAUAUUGGGAAGCUUUUAUACCGUCGGCAAGAGAAAUUGUUUGAAUAAUUUUUGUACGCGGAUAUGCUUCAAAAUUAAAAAUACGGAAACUUUUUAUGUAUAUGAAUGUAAAAAAAUGAUAAUAUGAUUCGCAUUUUUGCAGCAAAUUGAAAGCUAUGGGAAUGGUAUGGUAUGGUAAAUGGUUUUUAAUAAAGGCAGGCGAGCAAGCGGAAAUUCCUUGUAUCUACGUUCCACGUGAAUUUUCCAUUUCAAUUAAAAGCAAAACUCUUAUUAUUAUGUAAAGUAUUGAAAAAUUUCUCAUUUGUUAACUACAGCCGUAAUUAUAAAUGUUUGUAUAGAAGCGUAUGUUCGAUUAUUUUUUUUUUAUAUGAUCAAAAACAAAAUAUUGAAUAUAUAAAUAUUACAACACCAUUAUGAUGAUAAAUAUGUUAGUUUAUAUAAUUCCUAUACAUUAUGUGUAAAUGUAUAUCUCAAAAAUAUUUUGAAAAUUUAUAAAUG
This is a messenger RNA of Ceratitis capitata (Mediterranean fruit fly), 1955 nucleotides long. It is a transcript of the gene Snx1, whose product is annotated as sorting nexin-2. The coding region runs from base 122 to 1501 and encodes 459 amino acids. Lineage: Eukaryota; Metazoa; Arthropoda; Insecta; Diptera; Tephritidae. Gene Ontology annotation, cellular component: endosome membrane; endosome. The record is from RefSeq and is a predicted model, not a curated record. Gene Ontology annotation, biological process: early endosome to Golgi transport. The transcript has 10 exons. Gene Ontology annotation, molecular function: phosphatidylinositol binding.